This is a messenger RNA of Haliotis rufescens (red abalone), 3028 nucleotides long. RefSeq names its product GTPase IMAP family member 9-like. The record is from RefSeq and is a predicted model, not a curated record. The transcript is spliced from 5 exons. NCBI's taxonomy places the organism in Eukaryota, Metazoa, Mollusca, Gastropoda, Lepetellida, Haliotidae. The coding region runs from base 1190 to 2623 and encodes 477 amino acids. Gene Ontology annotation, molecular function: GTP binding.
ACAUUGUAUAACUAUUGUGUCCUCGCACGUCAGUGUCGCAACUGCGGUCGUUGUCGGCUCAAGUACUACAGAGAGGCGUUCCAGGUACCUUUCUGUGUACACAAUUUAAUGCCUUGCAGCAUUUACGGCGCUGAAGUGAGCACUGUGCAAACAACAUACUUACAACAAAAUGAACACGCCACUGAAUUUACGUCACAGCCAAACUCAACCGGUUUCAUUGAUCGUGAAAGUAGGCAGUGCUCUCUCGAUAUACUGCAAGGCUAGGAUAUAUCGGGGUAUAAACAAAGAUACCUGGUGUCCUAUGUAAUUGUCGGAUACAUUUUCUUGAUAUAUUUUACUCCUGUGAUUGAACAAUUUUGCUGACUGCAAGUGAAGAAUGCGAAUCUUGCAGUCGAACAGAAGAAAAGUACAAAAAUAUAUAUGGUUAUUUAACCGUACUGUUAAUACAUGUAUGUAGGGCCACUAUAACCAACAAGAAAACACCGGAAAAAGAGGAGGCACUGCAUCAGCUCGCAAAAGCAGCAAACGCUUUGCUAAAUGCGGACGGUGGAAAGCUUUUGAUACACGUUGACGGUCAGCAGAAAUGGGACAGAGACUUGGAAGUACUUGAUGAAGCUAUUGGGAAAAGAUUUUCUACUCUUCUUCAUGAUGGUUGUCAAUACUGUGACUAUUUUUCACGGGAAUGGUUGUCGAAUGUCGAGACGUUUGAAUAUGCGGAUGACUUUCUGUUAUUCGGAAUUGCCAAAAUAAAUGGUGUAUCGACUUUAGAUAGUAAAACCAAGAUGCGAAAUGACUUUGAAAAUGUAAAUGCUCCAUGUGCUGUCAUCGCUACAAUACUGAAUGUUGUGGAGAUGAUGAAACGCAACACCCUUCAAACAUAGUUCCAUACACCGGUAUUGACGAUAUACCACUGCAUGAAGACAGAGCGACAGAAUUGAAAUCGUUUCCACCACAGGCAGCAGGUGCAACAGUUGAAAGUGUAACUAACUGCAUUUGGAAUGAUUUGAAACUGAAACACCAUAUCACUUCAAUGGCAAAGCUUCCGAGAGGUGGGAGAUUCUGUAUCGGCAUCUCAUAGACACCCUAUCCAGGAGAUUAUAAAACUAAGACACGGCAAAUAAAUGGAUUUCAUCUCCGCGUCGACAUAAAUGAAUUGAUACAAAGUCUAGACAAUAAAUUGAAAACGGACAUGUUAGUUUUAACUGGCAGAGGAGCAUUUAGGGAAGCACCUUCAGAUUUGAUAGCGGUACAUGUAUAUCCAAUUCAGGGUACAAACAAAUGUGUACUUAGUGUUAACAUAAACUAUUUUAAUGGUAUUGUGUUCCAUGAUAGGGCAGGACCAGAAGUUUACACAUUCAAAAAUGGAGAAAUGUGUCUCAUGUCCAAUGACAUUUGGUUACAAAGACUGCUGUCGUUUUCUCGUCAACCAAUAAGCACGCGUGGGUUGACGCACCGAUCGCCAAAUCAUCGCCUAUCUGGCAAUAUUGGUUCUUGUGCUCGUCACACAACACUGACAGAUAACGGACAGGGUAAUCCCACUGAUGUUGUCAAACUGGUACUCCUGGGGGUAACAGGAUCCGGUAAAAGUGUCACUGGUAACAACAUCCUCAACAGAGAGAUUUUCAACAAAGGUGUUUCUAGCAAGUCACAAACACGUCAAUGUCAGAGAGGUGAGGCCAAAAGAAAUGGGCGCGAGAUUCAAAUUAUUGACACACCUGGCAUGUUUGACACCAAUAUGACGAUAGGGGAAAUUGCCAGAGAGGUGGCCACGUGUGUUUGGAUGACGAUUCCGGGUAUUCAUGCUUUUGUCCUUGUGAUCAAGGUCGACCGCUUCACCUUUUCAGAUGAAACUGCUGUGGAAUCCUUUUUACAAAUAUUUGGAGACGCCAUGAUGGACUAUCUGAUAAUCCUAUUUACAAGGAAGGAUGACUUGAUUCACGAAAAUCUCACCAUUGAAGAAUUUAUUCAAAAAGUACCAGAUAAGCUGAAGGCUCUACUCCUAGCAUGUAAAAGCAGAUUUGUGUGUUUCAACAAUAGGGCACAGUCUGAGAAUGAGCGGGAUCAAGAUGUGCAAUCAUUACUCAAUGUAGUUGAUAAAAUGGUAUCUGCCAAUGGAGGAAAAUGCUACAGUAACUGGAUGUAUGUUUCCGCGGAGAGGAUUAUGAAGGACAGUGAGGAAAAGUUGAAACUGGAGCAGAUGAUGGAGGUUAAGAAAAUGAAAGAUUCCAUCAGGCGAAAGUGGAAGGAAAAACACGAAAAGGCUAAAGCUGAGACAUCUGAAAUUGUAGCCCAACUUCAACAGAGACUACAAGACUUGAAACAGAAAAGUUCAGAUGAUGCUAUGGAAACAUCAGAAAUACACACACUGAAACAAGAGAUUCUGGAUUAUAAAAGAAUGGUAAGAUUACACCAAAGAGAGUAUGAGGAGGAAUGUUUGCAACGAGAACAAGAGUUAGAAAAUACUAUGUAUUUGAAGUUCAGAGAAACAUUCCGAGAAGAAAUGGUAAAAGGGGCAAAGAUCAAUAUUCGUGAUCUGGAAACUGCAUUAGAAAUGUUUGCAACUGAGGUAACGGGUAUGUUAUCUACCAUGCUCGGGGUGAACCUCGAGCUACCAAGGAUUUGAAAUCAGUUUACAGACUUUCGAGUGUAUAGACAUCAAUGAAUGUAAUUACACGAGUGCUGCCCUGUGUCGCAAUGGCUACUGUUACAACAUGUACGGUGACUACAAAUGUAACUGUUAUCCAGGAUUCAUACCCCAUUUCCCUGACGGAAAGACAUGUGUUCGAAGACGAAUCCCCAUCCCCAUCCCAAACAACAACAACAACAACAACAACAUCUUCAAUAGCAUCCCAACCUGGUUAUGGCCUUUUCUCUUGAGGGGAGAAAUGUAAGAUGAAGAUCCCUCCCAACACUGCUGCAGUUAAUUAAUCAUGUUGAAGUAUACGGGCCAUACCACAAAAAGAAGCACGUCUAUCAAUCGGGCGUUAUAAACAAAUGUAAUACAUGUUAAUAAAACUUUUAAACAAGA